UUCAUUAUCCUCAUAUAUAUUUAGAUUCUUUCUUUCCUCUUCAUUUGGUGGAUAUACUUUUUGUAUAUUUUUUAUUAGUAUUUUUUCACUCCUUUCUAACUCUUUUGCUUCUAUUGGUCUGAUUUCUUUAUUUUUAUUUUUUGUCGUUUUGUUUUUCCACCUUAAUGCUAAAGCUAGCACUCUUUUUGUUUUUAUCCAUGAUGAGCUUCUUGUUGUGUCUAUUUCUUCAAUUUUUUCUUCUAUUAUUGUCAUUAAUGUUAUUUCUGUUGGUUUGAUUUUUCUUUCAUGUUCUUUCGUAUUGUAAUAUGUUUUUGUUUCUGGCCAUUCUUCUUUCUCCUUUUUGAGCCAACUUGGGCCUUCAAGCCAGUUUGUAUUUUGUAUUUCAUUCAUCGAAGUUCCUCUUGUAGCAAUGUCUGCCGGGUUUUCUUCACCUUUUAUAUGUUUCACGUUGUAAUUUCUAAUUAUUUUUGCUCUAUUUUCAAUGAAUGUUUCUAGCCUUUUCUCUGAUUUGAGCCAUUCUAUCACGUCUAUUGCAUCUGUCCAAAGUUGGACUUCUUCUAACUCUAAAUCAAUUUCUUUUUCUAAGUAUUUUGCUAUUUUUGUUGCGAUUUUUAGUGCUUGGAGUUCUAGCUUUGGGAUUGUCUUAUGUUUAUUUGGGACGCUCUUUGGGACUAUUAAGCUUUUUGCGA
Messenger RNA from Meloidogyne enterolobii, 689 nucleotides. NCBI's taxonomy places the organism in Eukaryota, Metazoa, Nematoda, Chromadorea, Rhabditida, Meloidogynidae. The record is from the annotation of a GenBank genome assembly.